ACUUAUCGACUUAUCGAUAAUACUUGCCAUUUACAUUUACACAUGCAAGUCGCAACUAAGCAUUCUACACAGCAAAGCUGGGUAUUCCAGAAAGAUACCUACGAUGGCGUUUUCUUCGCGCACGCUACCUGGCCAUAUACGCCAAGCCUCUACCUCGAGCAAUCCCAGUGCUCAGUCUGCAGGUCAGUCAAGCGCACUUCUCGCCCGAGUCAAUGAGAAGAAGGCGGAGCUUGAGAAUCUAAAGGAGCUGCGGGAACUUAGCGCAGCUGUAGCAAAUCAGAUGGAAGCUCUCGAACAAAAACUUGCCACUCUAUCGGAUGGGACAGAAGCGAUUGCGAUGGUAUUAGGAAACUGGCAUAAUGUUCUACGAGCUAUCAACAUGGCGUCAGCCAAAAUACCGAGUCCACGAAACGCAGAGGAAACUGCAUCCAAAGACCAGGAGCCUUUACCUCUACCGCAGACUCUAGUGCGAAUACCGACGGAACAUGCACCGGCGUUGCAAGCCCAGACUGAAGCGAUCAUGGAGAGCGAACAUAACUCAUCCUCAAUCUCAUAAGGUCAAAUAGCCAAAGAGAUUAACUCGCCCCGCUAGACAAUAGGUACACAUUUUCAGACACCUAAGAUGCCGUCAGGAGCAAACACACCUACCAUACUAUUCAUAUAGAACUUGCUAUUAGGUAUCCGGCGUAGUCAUUUAAUGGUCUCUGACUGGAGCACUUACAUAUAUAUCCCGCAUUCUAUGUGGUCUGUUUUUAUAGGGCCAACAGUUGCAGGAGUUGGGUUUAGUUGAGAAUGUUUAAACGGCUAUGGCUCCGGUGCAGUAGUCUAGGUAUAAUGCAAGCUCCUGCAGGGAAUCCCCACGGAGGGAAGUGGGGGAAAGUUCGCGUGCGGAUCCGCGUCAGAUCGCGUUUCUUAAUAAGCCACUAUUUAGGAAAAAGCAUCUAACGUACCUAAGGUAGUUACACCUUGAUGAAAGUCAAUAGCACUAGCUCAUGUU
Messenger RNA from Daldinia loculata, 997 nucleotides. RefSeq names its product DASH complex subunit Dad2-domain-containing protein. Gene Ontology annotation, biological process: attachment of spindle microtubules to kinetochore; mitotic cell cycle. The coding region runs from base 104 to 556 and encodes 150 amino acids. The record is from RefSeq and is a predicted model, not a curated record. The transcript has 3 exons. Gene Ontology annotation, cellular component: DASH complex; mitotic spindle; mitotic spindle midzone. Lineage: Eukaryota; Fungi; Ascomycota; Sordariomycetes; Xylariales; Hypoxylaceae.